Messenger RNA from Ectocarpus siliculosus, 1761 nucleotides. Lineage: Eukaryota; Phaeophyceae; Ectocarpales; Ectocarpaceae. The record is from the annotation of a GenBank genome assembly.
AUGGCAACAACCAGCGCCAACUUGCUGGAGGUGUCCAUCGAGUCAGUAAUAUUCUCGUCUUACGCGCUCCUCUCGACUAUCGUCCUAGUCAUCUACUACAGGCAUAAGGACUAUUUGGACUCCCGCGUCAACAGGAUUUUAGCCGUCACCUUUGGCCUGUUCCUGAUGCUCUGCGCCAUGACCCACCUGCGUGCUAUCUGGUACGAUCACAUCAGCGCGCCCCUCUCUGUUUCGUGCGCGGCCGUGUCCUUCAUCGCGGCCAUAUGCGCUCUCUGCCGUGUCCAAAGCCUCGAUGACUAUCUCACGCUCCGAAUAUCCACCUCCAAGAUCCUUCGAGAACGUACCAUCCAGAACCUCACCGCGGGGUAUGAUCUGAGAUGCGUCGCCAUCGACAAUAGCCUGGUCACGGGAUUCAUCAACGGCUACAGCGGUGGUUUUCCGGUGGAGUUCAGUGGGGGGAUAGACAUCGGCAACAUAAUCAAGAUGGGAGAUAGGUUCUUUCGGGUGGUCAGCGCGGUCAUGAACACCACGUCACACAGGCACUGGUCAGAGCUAGAGCUUGCGCCAUCAGCUUCAAGUUCAGGGACGACGAUCUUCGCCUACGAUGCCACAGCCGAGGUGCACAUGAGCAAGGAGGAAGAGCGCAUGAACGAGAUGAAGAUGGCCAUGUGCAUGAGCACCGCCCAUGACGUCAGGACCCCCCUGGCCUCGCUGGGGAUCGUGAUAUCGUCCCUGCGGUCGAACGCCGACGUCGACGAGAACUACACUAAGCUCUUGGACGAGGCCAUCGUCAACGUUGAGGUCCUCAAUCUCGUGGCGACGCAGUUCAUGGAUAUCGGCAUGAUGGGGGCGGGAGUCAAGAUCAAGGGGACGAUUGACGCGCUGAAUGUUGCCACCAUGUUGAACAGGAUCGAAAAUGUGUGCUCCAGGUUGGUAAACGAGAACGUCGACGCCCGCUGCGAGGCCCAGGCGUGCGUCCCCCCCUCCCUGCUGACGGACGUGGAGUGGGUGUGGCAGAUCCUCAUGAACCUUGUCACCAACGCCGCCAAGUACACGCACAGGGGCCGCAUCGACGUGAUCGUCGGCUACCGGGACGACUGCCUGGAGCUCCGAGUGGAGGACACCGGGAUCGGGAUCGACGACUCCAAGAAGGGGGCCGUGUUCGGCAAGUACGUGACCCACCAGACGUACGGGCACGCCUCGCACGGCAUCGGGCUCUACUCGGUCAAGACCAAGGUCGACGCCCUGGGGGGCUCGUGCAGGGUCCUGGACAAUCCCGGCGGGGGUACUGUUUUCGAGGUUCUGAUCCCGGCGAAAGUGGACAAGGACAUCGAUACCGACAGCACCAGCGGCAGCGGCCGGAGCGUUUCGCUCCGGGAGAGCGGCGACACCCCCCGGGGGACGUGCCUGAUCGUGGACGACACGGCCUCCAUCAGGAAGAUGAUGCACCACUUCCUGAAGAAGCACGACGUCGACCUCGCUUGUAACGGUGAGGAGGGCCUGGAGAGACUCAAGAAGAAGGAGUACGACAUCGUGCUCAUGGACAUCUCGAUGCCUGUCAUGGACGGGAGGAAGUGUUUGGCGAGGUUUAGGGAGUGGGAAGCGGUGAACAGAUCGAACCGCCAGCGGAUAUACUCCAUGUCGGCCAACGUCAUCGAAGUCGACGCCGGCUUCGACGGGUCUCUGCCCAAGCCCAUGGAUGCCAAGAGACUGCGAAGGCUCCUCCAAAAACGGGGAUCGCCAAUGGUGCACCCGGUUUGA